Sturnus vulgaris (Common starling) is the source of this 2260-nucleotide messenger RNA. The record is from RefSeq and is a predicted model, not a curated record. Lineage: Eukaryota; Metazoa; Chordata; Aves; Passeriformes; Sturnidae.
CCCCGGGUCCUGCGAGCACUUCUUUAGGGGGGAUUGCGUGCCUUCGGCAGGCUCGGGGGAUGCGUCCUCCCGAUGGAUUGGGUUCUUUGCGAACGAAUCAAUCUCCCGUCGCUGGCCGUGACAGGUUGAGGCGCUCGGUAUGGGAAUCACGUCUGGUUUUAAUGCAAUAUGGCUGGUAAAUAAAACCUGAUUGCUAACAGCCCCGCCGCUGCUGUCGGCGUUGCCGAGCUCAAGGCUCUCCCGAUGCAGCUCUGCAUCCUCACCUGCCGCAGAAACUCCGAUUCACCCUUCAGGCAGUGCAGCAGGGCUCGCUUGUUUUUGCUGUGGGGUAGCAGGGGAAAAACUGCGGUUAGUGUGCCUUUGACCUCUGCUCGAGUGCCUCUGGGCACUUCUCCCUAUCAGCGUUUGAACAGCUGGCUCUGGUAGCACCGUCUUCAUGCCGGGCACAUCUCCAGCCGGGGGGAUGGCACGCAGGACAGGCUCUUGUCCGCUGUGCUCUGAAUUUAGGAUGCGAAGCGUUCAGAGAUCUGAGCUUUGAUGUGAAGACCUCAACCAAAAUAUCUGCAGAGAGCCUGUGCUUCAGCCCUAAUCAGUCUUAAUGAGCAAAACUUGUCCAAAAUUAGGAGAGAAGAUGGCCAUCAACUGGAAGGUCUGCUUCUUCAGCCUCGUAUUGCUUCCUGUGGUUGCAGCAACCCAUUCCAACUGCAUCAUUAAAAAGGAGCAGGAGACUUGUCUGGAGAAGAUCCGGAGGGCGACGGCCCUGAACCCUCUCAAUGAUUCUUCUCCAGGUUGCCCAGGAAUGUGGGACAAUAUCACAUGCUGGAAACCUGCAAGUGUGGGAGAAAUUGUUUUUGUCAAGUGUCCUGCACUGUUCAGAUUUAUCAUCUCUGAAGAUGGUUGGGAAGUGGAUAAUUUGGGGCAAACCCACGCAGGUGAUUAUGACCUGCUGGAAAGCACAGCCCAGUCUCUCCUAGGGGACAUCAGCAGGAAUUGCACUGAAGAUGGCUGGUCUGAACCUUUCCCUCAUUAUUAUGAUGCCUGUGGCUUCGAUGAGAACGAAACAGAGUCGGAUAACCAGGAUUACUACUAUCUCUCAGUGAAGGCUCUGUACACGGUGGGAUACAGCACUUCCCUGGUGUCCCUCACCACUGCCAUGGUCAUCCUGUGUCGCUUCAGGAAGCUUCACUGCACUCGGAAUUUCAUCCACAUGAACCUCUUUGUUUCAUUCAUCCUCCGUGCAAUAUCUGUGUUCAUUAAGGAUGGGGUUCUUUAUGCUGAGCAGGAUGGAAACCACUGUUUUAUCUCCACGGUGGAAUGCAAAGCAGUGAUGGUGUUUUUUCACUACUGUGUCAUGUCCAACUACUUCUGGCUGUUCAUCGAGGGGCUGUACCUCUUCACUUUGUUGGUGGAAACCUUCUUCCCAGAGAGGAGAUAUUUCUACUGGUACACAAUCAUUGGCUGGGGUACCCCAACAAUUUGUGUCACUGUCUGGGCAGUGCUGAGGCUUCACUUCGAUGACACUGGCUGCUGGGACAUGAAUGACAACACUGCCUUGUGGUGGGUGAUCAAGGGUCCUGUGGUUGGGUCAAUCAUGAUAAACUUUGUGCUUUUUAUUGGCAUAAUUGUAAUACUUGUGCAGAAACUCCAGUCACCUGAUAUCGGGGGCAAUGAAUCCAGCAUUUACUUCAGCUGCGUUCAGAAAUGCUACUGUAAGCCUAAGAGGGCUAACCAGCACUCUUGCAAGAUGUCAGAACUAUCAACCAUUACCCUGAGACUGGCUCGCUCCACCCUGCUGCUGAUCCCCUUGUUUGGAAUUCACUACACGGUGUUUGCCUUUUCUCCUGAGAAUGUCAGUAAGAGGGAGAGACUGGUGUUUGAGUUGGGACUGGGAUCCUUCCAGGGUUUUGUUGUUGCUGUUCUCUACUGCUUCUUGAAUGGGGAGGUGCAAUCAGAAAUAAAGAGAAAAUGGAGGAGCUGGAAAGUCAACCGGUAUUUUGCUGUGGAUUUCAAACAUCGCCAUCCUUCUCUAGCGAGCAGCGGAGUGAACGGGGGGACACAACUCUCCAUUCUGAGCAAGAGCAGCUCUCAGAUUCGGAUGUCCAGCAUAAAUGCAGAGAACCUGGCGACAUGAGCAGCUGAGGAGAGCAAAGCAACCGACGAGCAAACCAAAAACCAUCCUUGAAAAAGAAAAAAAUGAAAUAAUAGUUUUGGUGGUGGUGCAGGUCUCCCUUUCCUUUCCUUUCCUUUCCUUUCCUUUCCU